Messenger RNA from Pneumocystis carinii B80, 1908 nucleotides. RefSeq lists its product as hypothetical. The transcript has 24 exons. Bases 1 to 1908 code for a protein of 635 amino acids. Gene Ontology annotation, biological process: lipid storage; triglyceride biosynthetic process. Gene Ontology annotation, cellular component: perinuclear endoplasmic reticulum; cytoplasm. NCBI's taxonomy places the organism in Eukaryota, Fungi, Ascomycota, Pneumocystomycetes, Pneumocystales, Pneumocystaceae. The record is from RefSeq and is a predicted model, not a curated record. Gene Ontology annotation, molecular function: phospholipid:diacylglycerol acyltransferase activity.
AUGUCCAAUAAAGAUAAAGAAGUAAAAGUGAAUUUAGAAUCUUCUGUUAAAUCUCGUUCUGGUUUUUUAAGAAAUAGACUAUCAAAAAUAACGCAUGUAAAAAAUAGUUUACCUAUUAAACAAAAAAAUAUAUUUAAAGAUAGUGAUUUCAAGAGACAUUUAGUACAGUACAGGAGAGUUGUCUUUGUUUUUGGUAUAAUUGUUGGUGCUGUUAUAACUGGAAUAUUUAUUAAGCGGUCAAAUAUUGUUGAUUUUGAUUGGGAUUUUCUCCUAGGUUUUACUGAUAUUGGGGAUUUCAUGGAAGAGCUGCGCAAUAUUAUACCUGCUUCUGUAUUUGAUGAUGCUAAAAAAUUAUCAUAUUAUGACAAGGAUUCUGAUUAUGAGGCUUUUUUUGUCGGAAAUCGUUUACGAGAACAAGGAUAUAAGCCACACUUCAAUGUUAUUAUAGUUCCUGGUGUUAUAUCUACAGGUUUAGAAAGUUGGUCUACGUCCAAUUGUUCUUUGCCUUAUUUUAGAAAGCGUUUAUGGGGAAGUUGGACUAUGCUUCGUGCUAUGUUAAUGGAUAAAAAAUGUUGGGUGAGCCAAUUAAUGCUCAAUGAGACUACAGGUCUUGAUCCAGAGGGUGUAAAGCUUCGUGCUGCACAAGGAUUAAGUGCUGCCGAUUUUUUUGUAACAGGUUAUUGGAUAUGGAAUAAGAUUAUUGAAAAUCUUUCUGCUAUUGGCUAUGAUCCUAAUAAUAUGUUUAGUGCAGCAUAUGAUUGGAGGUUAUCUUUUUUAAAUCUUGAGGAAAGAGAUCAUUAUUUUACCAAGUUGAAGGCUUCUAUUGAAAUUGCAAAAGCUACAUCUGGAAAAAAAUCGGUUAUAAUAUCGCAUUCCAUGGGUAGUCAAUUGACAUUGUGGUUUUUAAAAUGGGUAGAAGCAGAUGGAUAUGGUAAUGGUGGGAAAUCAUGGGUUAAUGAUCAUAUUGAAGCAUUUAUAAAUAUUUCAGGGUCACUUUUAGGUACACCUAAAGCGGUGACUGCUUUACUUUCUGGUGAAGUAAAAGAUACUACACAACUAAAUGCAGUUUCUGUUUAUGGAUUGGAACGUUUUUUUUCCAAGUUUGAGAGAGUACAGCUUUUAAGAAGUCUUCCUGGUAUUGCUUCAAUGCUUCCAAAGGGUGAAAAUGUUAUAUGGGGAAAUGCAACAUGGGCGCCUGAUGAUUUAUAUAUACCGAAUAUUCAUAAUCUUUCUUUUGGUUCUUUUAUUAAUUUUCGAAAAAAUUCUAAGACAUCUAUUUUAAGAAAUUUAACAAUGUCUGAUUCAAUGGAUUAUUUGAUAAGUCAGACAUCCCAUAGUUUUCAUAAGAUGUUAAGUACAAAUUAUUCACAUGGUAUUUCGUGGACAGAAAAGAGUGUUGAGAUGAAUAAUAAUCGACCUGAGAAAUGGGUUAAUCCUUUAGAAGUGAGUCUUCCAAAUGCACCUGAUAUGAAAAUAUAUUGUAUUGGCAAACCUACUGAAAGAGCUUAUUGGUAUGACGUGGGUCCAAAAGAUAGUAAUUUAUCAAGGGAUUCUGCUAAAGUCGAUUUAUGUGAUUGUAUAAAUAAUGGUGUAGUAAUGGGUGAAGGCGAUGGUACCGUUAAUAUUUUGAGCACUGGUUUUAUGUGUGUUAAAGGUGGUUGGAAGCAACAUCGAUAUAACCCAGCGAAUAUAUCAAUUAUUGUGCAUGAGAUGCUUCAUCAGCCUGAUCGACAUGGUCUUCGUGGAGGAUCUAAAACUGCUGAUCAUGUUGAUAUUCUUGGGAGAUCUGAAUUGAAUGAAUUAAUACUUCGUAUAGUUUCUGGUAAUGGAGAUACGUUAUUGAAAAAUAAAAUAUUAUCAAAUAUAAUGCAUUAUUCUGACCAAAUAAAUAUUGAUAAUAAAGAUUAA